This is a messenger RNA of Sclerotinia sclerotiorum 1980 UF-70, 1149 nucleotides long. RefSeq lists its product with no specific name. The record is from RefSeq and is a predicted model, not a curated record. The transcript is spliced from 2 exons. NCBI's taxonomy places the organism in Eukaryota, Fungi, Ascomycota, Leotiomycetes, Helotiales, Sclerotiniaceae. The coding region runs from base 1 to 1149 and encodes 382 amino acids.
AUGCCCAAAAAGCCAUCGCCUAUCCCCUAUCCAGCAAAUUUCCACAAUCAUCAUACUUCCACACCAAUUCCAAACAACAAACAAUCAAAUCCAGACACCCUAAGAGAUCCAACAUAUAACCACCGAUUUUCCUCUGCAAGAAUGCUUCACACACCUAAAUUUGAACUCCCACGACUCGAAUGGCUCAACAAAAGAGGAUGGAAGAACUUUCACGAUUUCAUGGUGACCUAUGGUUAUGAUCCUAGGAGUGCAGAGGACUACAUGAAAGCGGAAGAGUUGCUUCGUGAUUAUAGAGGUAGCGAUCCAUUUGCGAAUAAGGAAGAGGUUGAUGGGGUAUUUGAUGACGAGGAAUUGGAGGAACUUGAGGAGUUGGAGGAACUUGAGGAGUUGGAGGAGGGUAAUGGUGAAAUGAAUGGAAUGGAUGGGAUAGAUGAGGGAAAAGACGGAGAGCAGGAGGAGAUACUUGGUGAUGCCAUGAUAGAUGUCAAGAGUGUCUUGGAGGGCUAUCAAGAUGAUGGUGAUGGAAUGGAAGGUAAUAAGGAGCGCAAAGGCGAAGAAGAAGAGAAAGACGAAUGCCCCGCCGUCACAGAGAAAGACGUAGGAGAACUCCAAAUCGCAGCUCGCGAACAAGAAAGACUCGAAUCAACCUAUAGAAUCCGCUGCGAAGAUGAAGGAAUCCACGAGUGGCUCAUCAGUCACGGAUGGUCUUGCCUUGAAGAAUAUAUGCAGUAUGUUGGGAUGAAUCACGGGAAUGAUAAUGACGUGGAAGCUGUCGGGAAUUCAAUCAAGGUGGAUAUGAGUCUCAAAUCACGAGAUAUAUGUGCUGGUAUUGAGGAUGAUACCGAAGAAAUGGACAUAGAAGAUGAUACGAGAUACGAGAAUGGACGUAACGCAGAAAGAGAAGCACUUAUUAGCGAAGGAAUGAUCGACGAUGAGGACUUUCCACGACAAAUGCAACCUGCCAAUUUUGACGGAGAAAAUCCUCCAGGAAAUCUCUCCAUGACAGCUAUUGCAGGGCAAAUUAGGAAUAGCCGGGAAACCGAAGCUUGGCUUAUUGAGCAAGGAUACCCUAAUUUAUUUUGGUUUAUGCAAGGUCAUGGGUCAAGACGAUUAUUGAGGAUGGGGUUCAUGAUGGAUUGGAAGUUUUGA